CUCGAUCUAUCCCAAUAGGAGGAGAAGGGAAAAUCUCUCUUCAUCUUCAAUUCAAUCUUUUUGUUUGAGGCUCAAGCUACUAGCUAGUAAAAGCCUUAACCCUAUUCUUUACAAGUUUAUCUUUCGCUCUUUGGUAAAUUUUCGAUUUAUCUAUGUUUUGUUUUUGUCUUUUUGAAGAAAACAAUGGAGAACGAUCAACAAGGACCCUGCUUGAUAGAUGAGGAUAAGGAAAAGAUGGAGCAAGUGAUCAAGAACAUGUUAAUCUUGUGCGCAGAUAAAUCCACUGCGAUCCACCUCCUCAUGCAGUUCGGAUGGAAACCGCGUCUUGUUGCAGUGCAGCUCGGUGGAAGAAGGGAGGAGUUAUUGGCGGAAUCAGGUUUGAAACCUGUUGUGAUUGAUUCGAAUAUAGAUUUACCUAUAUCAUCUUGUGGUAUUUGCUCUACGACUGAAGAUGUAUAUGUUGAUGAGUAUUAUGAUGAUAACAAUGAUGAUGAUGGUGGUGAUGGUGAUGGUGAUGGUGAUGGUGAUGGUGAUGGUGAUGAGGAUGAGGAUGAGGAUGCGGAUGAAGAUGAGGAUGAGGAUGAUGAUGAUGAGGAUGAGGAGGAUGAGGAUGAGGAUGAGGAUGAUGAUGAUGAUGACGACGAUGAUGAUGAUGAAGAGUAUGAUGAAGAAGAAGAUCGUCAUCAUUUCAUCUCCACACCCUAUUGUUCUCACAAGUUCUGCAAAACUUGUUGGAGAGAGUAUCUUAAGAAAAAUUUCUACUCUCUGGAGGAAAACCUAACCGUGAUCUCAUGUCCUGAUCAAGAUUGUGGAGCUUCCGUUGGACCAAAAACGAUUGACAAACUAGGAGUACGUGAUCAAGAGAUGUAUGGGAACUAUAUUCUGCGAUCUUACCUUGAGAGCAAACAGCUCCCUGACCCUGCACCGGAUUCCAACUAAGCUAUGCCAUUGACCAAAUUUGAGUUUAGGAAAAGAUCUUUCUUUAUGAAAUGCAUUGUUAUUCCAUUUUAUGUUUUUUUUUAAUAAUCGAGGAUUUCGAGUUGAUCAGUGUAAUCGAAUCUUCAAAACUUUAUAUAUGAAACAUCAUGUUCUUGCCAUUAUAUAAAAAUAUUUACAUUCA
Arabidopsis arenosa is the source of this 1120-nucleotide messenger RNA. NCBI's taxonomy places the organism in Eukaryota, Viridiplantae, Streptophyta, Magnoliopsida, Brassicales, Brassicaceae. The record is from the annotation of a GenBank genome assembly.